AUGAAGGCCGGGUUUUGGAAGGCGGAAGCUCUGUGCCAGUCCAUGGCCACGCUGUGUCUUGAGAGCAUUUUGGAGGACAUCGUGACGCUGCCGGAAGCAUCACCCCAGGCUCUGGGUGCUGCUGGAGGGACGCAGGGGAGCGUCCUCCUGCUCGCUCUGCCCCACGCCAGCGCUGCCCCGUGCGCUCCUCUCCUGCUCCUUGCCUGUGUGCUGGCCCUGCCCGCCCCACGUCUCGCCGGGAGCAUCCAAAGCCGGUCCCUCUUCAAUCAAUCUGUCCUGAACAGCAGCGUGUCUGCUCGGAACACGUUGGUGACUGGGCAGCUCCGGCUGGUGAAUGGCUCCAGCCGCUGCUCCGGACGGGUGGAGGUUUGGUACCGCAAUGAGUGGGGAACGGUCAGCUGCGGAGUCGCAGGGUCAGCCCCAACGAAUGCUUAUUUCGGGAGUGGGUCUGGGUCUAUCUGGCUGGACGACGUUGACUGCAACGGCGAGGAGGGGCUCCUGACUGGGUGCUCGGCGCGGGCUUGGGGAGAGCACGACUGCAGGCACAGCAAGGACGCGGGCGUUGUGUGCUCAGGCUGGCCCAAGGACUGCAGCGAAGUCCCCCGUGGCAGCCCCAGCGGUGUCUACGUCAUCCAGCCCGCAGGGCUGCACCCCAUCGUGGUGUACUGCGAGAUGAACGUGACGGACGGGGGCUGGACGGUCAUCCAGAGGAACCAGCAGAGCACGGAGAUCACCUGGGCCGAGUCCUGGAGCACCUACAAGAACGGCUUUGGGAACGUGCUCACCGAGUACUGGCUGGGCACCGAGUACAUCCAUCAGAUCUCCAAGCAGAAGGUCUACCAGGCCAGGUUUGUCAUCUGGGAUGCUGCAAACAACAUCAAGUUUGCAGACUACAGCUUCUUCAGUGUGGAAGACGAGUCCCAGGGCUACCGGCUGCGGCUGGGAACGUACUCGGGGACAGCGGAGGAUGCCAUGGCCUCAAAGAGUCCCAGCACUGUGCACGACAACAUGAAGUUCUCAGCCAAAGAUCAGGAUCAGGACACUUCCAGCAGCAACUGUGCCUCCCGCUAUGGGGGUGGGUGGUGGUACUCGGCGUGUUACUCUGCACGGCUGAACGUCAAGGGGGCCAUAACGUGGGGCAGCCUGUGCAGCGGGAACUGCAGAGCUUCUGCCAUCCUCAUCAAACCAGCUUCCUACUGCUAG
Molecule: messenger RNA, 1203 nt
Organism: Opisthocomus hoazin
Lineage: Eukaryota; Metazoa; Chordata; Aves; Opisthocomiformes; Opisthocomidae
Source: RefSeq, a predicted model, not a curated record